Molecule: messenger RNA, 2312 nt
Organism: Epinephelus lanceolatus (giant grouper)
Lineage: Eukaryota; Metazoa; Chordata; Actinopteri; Perciformes; Serranidae
Source: RefSeq, a predicted model, not a curated record
GAUGACGCAACGCGACAACUGCGGGUCCCGAUUGCUGCAGCCGCUUGUCAGUGUGACGAAGAUUGGCACUCAGGUUGGCCGCCUGUCCGUGCUAUUUAUAAUGCCCCAGUGUUUGCAGCAUCUGCAGUGAACGUGAUGGCAGCCCAGUCGGUUUCCAUAGACAAGUAUCCAAAGGGAGAGCAGCAGAUGCAAGGUGUGGUAAAGGUAGACAUCGAGUCUGAGCACAAGUUUAUUGAGGGGACACUGGCAGAGGCAUCUAGCCCAGCACCCACAGAGCCACAGACACCCAUGGACGCGGACAAGGCCUCCAUAUAUCGGCAUCCCCUGUUCCCUCUCUUGGCCCUGCUGUUUGAGAAGUGUGAACAGUCCACACUGAGCUCUGAUUGCAUCACCUCGGCGAGCUUUGAUGUGGACAUUGAGAACUUUGUCCGCAAUCAGGAGAAGGAGGGCAAACCUUUUUUCAGCGAGGACCCUGAACUUGACAAUUUGAUGGUGAAAGCCAUCCAAGUGCUGCGGAUCCACCUGCUGGAGCUGGAGAAGGUGAGUGACCUGUGUAAGGACUUCUGCAGCCGCUACAUCGCCUGCCUCAAGACUAAGAUGAACAGUGAAACUCUGCUGAGUGGAGAGCCAGGGAGCCCGUAUUCCCCCGUACAAAGCCAGGUCCAGGGCUUUUCACCCACCAAGACUCCGACCUCCGGCUCUAUCUCAGGGACCAUCAGUCCCCAGGGUCAAAUCGUGGUGCCAGCAUCAGCCCUGCAGCAAGGGAACGUUACCGUGACAGCUGUCAACCCCACCCAGGUGGUCGCAGGUAUGUCACCAUGGCAUACAACCCCUCCCUCAGGUGGAACAGUGUUCCAGCCUGUUACAGUCGUCACGCCUCAGGGCCAGGUGGUAACACAGGCUCUGUCUCCUGGGACAAUACGCGUCCAAAACAAUCAGCUCCAGCUGCAGUUUCACCAGGACUUGAACCUCUUUAAUCAUGACGACAACUCAACCAAGAACAAACGUGGCGUUCUACCCAAGCACGCCACCAAUGUCAUGCGCUCGUGGCUCUUCCAGCACAUUGGGCACCCAUAUCCAACAGAGGAUGAAAAGAAACAAAUUGCCACACAGACAAAUUUGACACUUCUGCAGGUCAACAACUGGUUUAUAAAUGCACGGAGGCGGAUCCUGCAGCCAAUGUUGGACGCCAGCUCCUCUGAGACACCAAAAGCCAAGAAGAAGACCCCGCAAAACCGACCACUGCAGCGCUUCUGGCCUGACUCGAUUGCUGGAGGAGGAGGUGCCCAGCAGCAAGUCACCAUGCCAGAUGGAACAAUGGUAACGAUGAACAUGGAGGGCCUGCAGAGCCUGACGUCAGACGGUGCCACACUGGCAGUACAGCAGGUGAUGCUUGGAGGCCACAGUGAGGACGAGUCGGGGGACAGCGGAGAUGAGGACGAUGACACAGACAUGGCUGGGCUGGGCCUGGACAACAGCGACUCGUUGCAGUAGAGGACACACUCCCUCACACUCUGAUCUACACAUACACACAAGACAUGCAUAACUAGGUCUACAGAUUAAAUGUGUUUUUUCCAACACACAAUGAAUCGUAGUACAAAAAGACAGACACAUUAGGUUUACAUAGAGCACAAAACUACAGGACGUAACAGUCCUGCACUCUUCCAAUCCUCCACCCUGCUGAACAGCAGUUUAUGCUGCUUGUGUGUACAUCAGGAGUUUCAUUUCAGAAACUGUUUUUUAAUGAUUUAAUUGAUGUAUGCGAGUGCACUUUUUUUUUGUAUAUUUAAGCUCUAAAAGAUUAAAUCAAACAGACAGAAGAAAAAGAAGUGUUAAAACACUCAAAGCAAGUUUGUAUGCUCCGUUAAAAAUGUUGACUGAUUUAUGUUUUUUCUUUUUCGGCCCCUGUUCCCCAUCCCCAGUUAAAUUCUCAUUUUGGAUGCCAACAAUUUUAAAGUUGUAUCUGUAAGGGUUUGUCUUCACUUUUUGCAUGCUUGUUUUGAGUAGAUGUGCGCACUCUUGCGACUGACUCCACGGCUAUCACAAUGGGCCCCUGCAAUCCAAGCAGAGCCCCGAGUGGAGAGAUUGAAAAAUAAGGAGAGAUGCUUAUUUUUAUAUACAAACAUAUGGAAUUAGUGUUUUGUUUCAUUUUUGUGUUCUCCUGUUUUGUAAGGAAUAUUUAUGUACAGAUUCAUAAUUAAAGCUAGCGACCCUGUUUUCCAGGGUUCUUUGAAGUUUUCUAAAAAACAGUAAAAGGAAUUGAAUGCUGAUGAAAAUUGCUAUUUAAAUUGGUUUUAAACUUACAAUACUAA